Penicillium maclennaniae is the source of this 378-nucleotide messenger RNA. RefSeq names its product elongin C. NCBI's taxonomy places the organism in Eukaryota, Fungi, Ascomycota, Eurotiomycetes, Eurotiales, Aspergillaceae. The coding region runs from base 1 to 378 and encodes 125 amino acids. The transcript is spliced from 3 exons. The record is from RefSeq and is a predicted model, not a curated record. Gene Ontology annotation, biological process: ubiquitin-dependent protein catabolic process. Gene Ontology annotation, molecular function: protein-macromolecule adaptor activity. Gene Ontology annotation, cellular component: elongin complex.
AUGCCUCGAGCGGCCUGCGACUCUUCGAAUCCGCCAUCGACGCGACUACGCGACUACAUACCUUUCAACAUGGUAGAUAACACAACCUCCGAGUUCGUGACAUUGGUCUCAAGCGAUGGCUUUGAGUUCAUUAUCCCGCGCAGUGCCGCUUGCGUUUCCGGCACCAUUCGGCGCAUGCUGGACCCCGCGAGCAAGUUCUCAGAAGCACUUACUGGUCGCUGUAACCUAGAGACCUUGAGUGGCAUCGUCCUCGAGAAAGUUUGCGAAUAUUUCCUUUACAACGAGAAGCACAAGGACCAGAUUAAUGUCCCUGACAUGGAUGUUCCGCCUGAGCUGUGCCUGGAAUUGCUGAUGGCGGCUGAUUACUUGGAUACUUGA